GACCAACAGCGGGGGGAUCGUGUGAGAAAGCGUGCAUUGUUAAUCUCCACACUUUUUAAAGAAAGGACAGCCGCAACUAAAUUCUCAUAAAGUUUUACUUUAAUGUCUUGCGGAGUACAGUAAUUCAAUACGCGACUGUUUACUCGUUAAGGAUAUAUUUUACUUUGGAUUUGUUUCUCCCCCCUCUUCUCUCGUGUCGGUGUGUGAGACUGUCUGUCCCAUUAGCGCCUUUCUUCUGCUGCAGUAUGAGCGGGGACGAGCAUGGAUGCGUGUGGACUGGACUGAUCUAGUGUACGUGCAUUUCGGUUAAAAUCUUUCGCGCUGUUUGGGAUUUUGAAAACGACGUCACGUACAUGGAGUAAUAAAUAAUGUCGUCGCUGUGAAGUCCGUCUUUGUGUGUGGGAAUAGCUGUGUCCGUGUUUAUUAAAGGAUCCACGAAAUAAGGGUGAAAAUGACCUACGCUGGAAGCUGAACCUUAAACGCACAGACUCCGAGUGAGUUGAACAGGGGCUGUCCCAUAAUCCCGACUGGUCGGGUUAAGGGAUCAUGGGAGAUGGAGGCGUCAAUGCGGUGGGAGACAGGGUAAAUCAGUCCCAUGUGUUGUUUGACCGCUUCGUCCAGGCCACCACCUGCAAAGGCACUCUCAAGGCUUUUCAAGAGCUUUGUGACUUCCUGGAACUCAAGCCCAAUGAAUACCGUGUGUUCUACCACAAACUCAAGUCCAAGCUCAACUACUGGAAAGCCAAAGCUCUCUGGGCCAAGUUAGACAAACGCGCCAGCCACAAAGAAUACAAAAAAGGACGGACCUGUGCAAAUGCUAAGUGUCUAAUCAUUGGAGCUGGACCAUGUGGUUUGCGUACAGCCAUAGAGCUGGCAUUCUUGGGAGCCAAAGUGGUUUUGCUUGAGAAGAGGGAUGCUUUCUCUCGGAACAAUGUGCUCCAUCUGUGGCCUUUUACUAUUCAGGAUCUGAGAGGUCUUGGAGCCAAGAAGUUUUAUGGCAAGUUUUGCGCUGGAGCCAUCGACCAUAUCAGUAUUCGACAGUUGCAGCUGAUGCUCUUGAAGGUAGCUCUUCUCCUCGGCAUUGAGAUUCAUGUCAAUGUGGAAUUCAAAGGCCUCGUUGAACCACCAGAAGACCAAGAGAAUGAGCGAAUAGGGUGGAGAGCUGAAGUCCACCCCAGAACACAUCCAGUCCACGAGCUGGAGUUUGAUGUCAUCAUUGGGGCUGAUGGGAGGAGAAACACACUGUCAGGGUUCAAAAGAAAGGAGUUCAGGGGAAAAUUGGCUAUCGCUAUCACAGCAAACUUCAUUAACCGCAACACGACUGCAGAAGCAAAGGUGGAAGAGAUCAGUGGAGUCGCCUUCAUUUUCAAUCAGAAGUUCUUUCAGGAUCUUAGAGAAGCCACAGGGAUUGACCUGGAAAACAUUGUGUACUAUAAGGAUGACACGCACUACUUUGUCAUGACUGCCAAAAAACAGAGUCUGCUGGAGAAGGGUGUCAUUCUUCAUGACUAUGCCGACACGGAAAUGUUGCUUUCCAGGGCGAAUGUUGACCAGAAGGCUCUGCUAUCCUAUGCCAGAGAGGCUGCCGACUUUUCCACCAAUCACCAGCUUCCUACUCUAGAUUUCGCCAUCAACCACUACGGUCAACCCGACGUCGCCAUGUUUGACUUCACCUGUAUGUACGCCUCUGAAAACGCGGCAUUAGUCCGCCAGCGCAACGGCCAUAAGUUGCUAGUAGCCCUUGUGGGGGACAGUCUUCUAGAGCCUUUUUGGCCAAUGGGCACUGGAAUAGCAAGAGGUUUCUUGGCAGCCAUGGAUUCAGCAUGGAUGGUGAGGAGUUGGACUCAGGGAAACUCUCCUUUAGAGGUGUUGGCUGAACGGGAAAGUAUCUAUCGACUGCUGCCUCAAACGACACCAGAGAAUGUGAGUAAGAACUUCAGCCAGUACAGCGUUGAUCCUACUACACGGUACCCAAACAUCAAUCUUCACCAAGUUAGACCCGCCCAGGUACGGCAUCUGUUAGACACUGGAGAGACCAGGGAUUUGCGUGUUGAUAUGGAGAAUGUCAUUAAUUCCUCGGCUCCAAAGCUCACAAGAAAUGAAUCCAUCGCGCGCUCCAGUAAACUACUGAACUGGUGUCAGAGACAAACGGAGGGCUACCGCGGUGUCGGCGUGUCUGACCUUACCACGUCUUGGAAGAGUGGCUUGGCCCUGUGUGCACUCAUCCACCGAUACAGACCAGACCUCAUUAACUUUGACUCUCUGGACGAGAAGGACGUGGAGAAAAACAACCAGCUGGCUUUUGACGUAGCUGAAAAGGAGUUUGGGAUUUCUCCCAUCAUGACCGGGAAGGAGAUGUCAGUUGUGGUGGAGCCCGACAAGCUGUCCAUGGUUAUGUACCUCAGCCAGUUCUAUGAGAUGUUCAAGGACACUGUGCCACCUGGUGAAAAUCACAACCUAAGCCCUGAGGAGAAGGCUGCGUUGAUUGCAAGCACUAAAUCACCCAUCUCAUUCCUCAGUAAACUGGGUCAAAGCAUCGCCAUCUCCCGCAAACGAAACCCCAAGGAUAAAAAAGAAAAGGAUGUAGAUGGAAAAAGACGAAAGACCAGCCAGACAGGACAAUCAGAAGAUGAGGAGCUGCAUAGAGUUAAUCGAGACGACCGACCAUCCAUUGCAACGGCACUGGCCGAACGUAAAAUAGACUGCACGGCAGCAGCGAACAACAACAACAAAGUGAAGUCGAUGGCCACGCAGCUGCUAGCAAAGUUUGAGGAGAAUGCCCCGGUGCAGUCCACAGGACUCAAGAGACAGGGGGACUCUAUGCCCAAUCUGGGGCUGCUGCUGGUCCCCUCUCCAGCCCCACCUUUUCUGAGAGAGCCCACGCGGCUCAUGCAGGUCCCUGCAUGGAGGAAGAGGCGCACACAGUUACAGGAGCAGAUGAGUUUUCGUUAUAAGGAAAGACUAAAGCAUCAGACUCUGCCCAUCAGACAGGAACAGCCACAAAGCAGCAGCAGUACUGAGGUCUUGAGGAGCUGCCCCAAGAAAACCAUUCUCCUCUCUUCCUCCUCAUCUUCAUCUUCCUCCUCAUUUUCUUCAUCGUUUCUUCCACACACACAGGAUGUUAAACAGUUUAGUGUGGAUGAUUUAGAGCCGAUACAUAUGCCCAGUGCUCAGGAGAGAGCUGAGACUUUAGCUGGUAGAUUUAAAGGCGAACCAGAACGGAAGAAGCCGCCACAGGUAAUGAAAAAGCCAUCACGGUUCUUUAUUGAGCAGUGGCUUUUGACCCACGACCUCAGUCCUGAGCAGCGUGUCCUCCCCUGUGACCCUGAGAAGCAGCAAAGGGAGAUUUUGCAUUCGGACGAUCACAUGCCUUUACACAUCCCCAGUAUUCAGGAGAGAGCUGAGAGGUUAGCCUCAAACUUUAAAGAGAAACCAGCCUGUCCCAAGUCAAAGAAAAAGACGUCACAUUUUUUUAUGCAGCAGUGGUACAGGUCACGUGACGUGAGGUCUUCUAUCCCCCGGCACUCCCCGGGAUCUUUCCGGCAGAAGUAUAUAAAGAUGUACACAGGGGGUGUGAGCUCACUGGCUGAGCAAAUAGCCAAUCAGCUUCAGCCUCAAGACAACUGCAGACCCCUUCUUGAGAAAAGGGAUUUGGGUUCUUUGCGGAAGGAGUUUCCUCAGAACAUUGGCGGCAGUGAUGUGUGUUUCUUCUGUCGGCGGCGCGUCUAUGUCAUGGAGCGUCUCAGCGCCGAGGGAAAGUUUUUCCAUCGCAGCUGCUUCAAGUGUGACUACUGUGGCACCACCCUCCGUCUGUCCUCGUAUGCCUUCGAUGUUGAGGAUGGGAAGUUUUAUUGCAAACCCCAUUAUUGCUACCGACUGUCUGGUCAGGCACAGAGGAAACGGCCCGCACCUGCUCCAGCUCCUUUGAAUCCUAAGGAGCCCCAGAUUUUGGCUGUUACCCCCAACACAGUCGUGGACACCCCAGGUCAAACCAUAAGUUCUCAGACCCCUGUGGAGCGCCAGCCCUCAGUGUCAGAGGUGAACGGGGUUAAGGACCCCAUUGUGGCCAAGCGGCUUAAAGGGACUCCAGAGAGAAUCGAGCUGGAGAACUAUCGCCUGUCCAUGAUGAGAGAAGAAGAGCUGGAGGAGGUGCCAGAGGAGACGCAGGCGGAGCAUAACCUCAGCAGUGUGCUGGACAAAGCCACAGAUGUGGAUGAAGGAUCCAGUAGCUCAGAGUCUGAUAUGGAAGAAGAGGAUGAAGAACCUGAAGCAGCCGGGCCGUCGGAUCUGGGUGGAGUGCCCUGGAAGGAGGCCGUGGAGCUUCACGCCAAACUAAAAGGAGAAAGUGAUCCUGGUGCUGCUGAAGAUGAUGAUGAAGGAGAGAUGGAGGAUGAAGAGGAUGACGAGGAAGAUGAUGAGGAGGAAGAGGAAUCAAGUGAAGAGGGAGAUUAUUUGCCCUGGGAGACUGAGCUUCAGUCAGGUCUUUGGCUGGAGAAUCUGGCAAAUGAAGAGGAAACAGGUGUGUUUAAAGCUAGGAGCUUGCAAAUACAACAAGCCGUACAGCCAGUAGAUCCUCUGGACAUCCAGAUGGAAAACCACUGGACAUCCAAUCAGACUGAAGGACUAAAGGAGGGUCCUUCAGCAUCAACCUUAGGCUCUCAGCCUUCGCUGAACACCCAGAACACACAGCCCACCUCCUCCACAGCCCCCUCCCACAAGUCUGUGCGUCAUGAGGCUGUCAGAGCCUGGUUGGAGUCGAUGUCAGGAGAGCCCUGCGAAGAGGGUGGUGAACUGGAGGCUGAAGCAGACAGUCCUGACAUGGAACCUGGCACUGAACAAGAUCAAGAUGACAUUCCAUCAGACGCUGAAGCUGAAGCUCGCUCACAUUGCACAGAUGAAAGUUUGUCACUUCCUGUGAAGAAUGACAAACCAGAGUUUGAGGAACAUGUUUUCAGCACUGGUAACGAGAAAACAUCUGCAGGACCAAGGGAACUCAUCGUAGAUGUUGUAUUGUCACCAAUCCAAAAACCUGUUUUACCUUGUGAUGAGGUUAAAGAGCUUUCUCCUGUGAUAUUGGUGAAGUCCCCAGGUGCGAGGUUCUUCCCUGAGCCCUUUCUGCCCGAUGUUAAUAAACCAAGCAUAACUUCACCACAGACUCUUGAUGCUAAAAGUCCCCAUUCUCCCAUCGAUCAAAUUGUUGCAGCAUCCCCCAUCUGUACGCAACCUGUUCCGCAACUAGAGACCGUGUCUUCCAAAUCUCCUGUCCAGCCUCAGCCUUGUGCCUGUUCUCCAACAGGUAAUCCUUUAUCUCCAAUCUGUGCCCAAUCGCAGCCCUGCCACGAACUGCCAGCACCCAUCUCCGCAAGCUCUCCAGUCAGGACCCAGCCGGUCCCAGCAGUAACAUCCACUCCUAUGGCUAAAACCUCUUCUGAGAAGAGAACCGAUAAACAUGAGGUAACACCCAUCAAGAAGACAGACCUCAUUGAGGAGUUCUGGUUGAAGAGCGCAGAGAUUCGAAAGAGUUUAGGACUCUCUCCUAUCGACAGAAGCCAAAUGGCGGCAGAGAAGAGCAUCCUAAAAACGCCUACCCCUGAUUCGUCUCCCAAGUCUUAUACCCCAGAGGAAUUGUCUGAAGAGCAAAAGCCUGUCUUGACAGGUCGUUCUAUCAUACGCAGAAUCAACAUUACUUUAGAGGGACAAGUUAUAUCUCCUGUGGAACCCAAGAGUAAUGGUUCUGAGAAGAAGGACUUGAGCAGCAGUUCUGGGUUGGGACUAAAUGGUAGCGUUAGCACCAGUCAGACAGCAGCUAGUGACAGCUAUAACAACUCGGACUCCACCAUGCUCACCCCUCCAUCUAGCCCCCCUCCACCCCUGCCCAAAGAAGAACCUGCUUCUUUCCAAAACAAAAAGCCUCAUGUUUCCUGGGACAAUCUUGUUGAGGAAACAAAAGAGCCCAAAUCUGAGACUACACCCCCUAGACUUAAAACCCCCGAAAGUCUGUCUAAGCCAGAACUAGUUACAGUUCCUGUGCCGGCUCCAAGAACCAACCCCCCUGUUGUGAUGAGGGUUAAAGAACCAAACAAACCACCCCGGGAAGAGGCGAGGAAGUCUUUCGUGGAGUGCGUAGAUGAGAUACCAUUUGCAGACGAUGACGAUGAUGACACAUACGAUGACCGCACCCCUGACACAAGUGCCCUGGAUAGGUUUUACACCCCACCAACUAGCAAAGUCAGCAGGGAAAGACCUUCUUUCCACCUGGCAUUGGCUACGGAAAACGGCAAACCCAACAUUCCUGGAGGGGUAUCGCGAACAACAAAGGGACCCAAACAAUUCUCACCUGAAGCCAAGGAGAUAGCAGAAGAGCGAAUGAGAGCUCGCGAAAAGUCUGUGAAGAGCCAAGCUCUGAAGGAUGCCAUGGCUAUGCAGCUUACUAAGAUGAAAGAUGCGGAGAGUUCCAAAGGAGCGGUUGCAAAAGCAACCUGGAAUGUUACGGAGGCAACUGGAAAACUCAAAAAGGAAUCAAAGGACUCUGCUGUGAAGGCCUUAGAGUCCAAAAAGCAAGCAGAGGCGCUUCCGGAUAGAUUCUUCACGUCACCCGUCAAUAAAACCUUGGAUGGUUCAGUCACGUCUUCUGGGAGCUCCACGGGUGGAAAAAGCAAAAAACGUAGUUCACUAUUUUCUCCACGAAAGAACAAAAAGGAAAAGAAGGCCAAAAAUGAAAGUAGGCUCUCUGGCACCGAAGAGACGCCACCCAAGCAUAAGUCUCUGUGGAAGACGGUCUUCUCUGGCUACAAGAAAGACAAAAAAAAGAAAGAUGACAAGUCGUGUUCGAGCACACCCUCGAGCUCUACAACCGUAGACUCGGGGAAGAAGAAAGAAUUGCCCCUGGAUAAGUCCUCAGAUUCACGUUUGAGAAAAAAUCUCAGCUUUUCCGAGGACUCUGAUCUCUCCUGUGAUGAUGUUCUGGAAAGAUCCUCUCAGAAGUCGAAGGGUGAUCGGCGUGUGGACCUGUUUGACUUGGUCUCUGAUUUGAAUAAAGAUGCAAUGAAAGAGAAAGAACAUAAAGAUAGGGCAAAAGAAAGAGUUACAGAGAAUGGAAAUAAGAAAGCAAGCGAAAGAAGAUUGAAAGGGAAGGAAAAAGAACAGAAGAAAGUAAACAAUGAUGAGUCUGUUUAUGUACCUCAUGCAUUGGCGUUCAAGAGAUCAUAUGCCACCAAGAAGACCUAUACAGAGGAAGAACUCAAUGAGAAGCUCACGAGAAGAGUUCAGAAAGCAGCACGCAGACAAGCCAAGCAAGAGGAACUGAAGAGACUCCACAGAGCUCAGAUCAUUCAGAGGCAGCUGGAGCAGGUGGAAGAGAAACAGAGGCAGUUAGAAGAGAGAGGCGUCGCUGUAGAAAAGGCACUGAGAGGCGAAGCAGGGUUGUAUAAAGGUUCUAGUGUUAGUCCAAAACAGCGUAAGAGACGCUCAGACUAUUGGGGAGAGUCUAAUUACAGUGAGAUCCUGGAUUUGCAUCUGGGCGUUGAGCCCUAUGUCGGGACCCCUCGCCGAAGAGUUCUGUACCUCUGCCCCUGCUGUUCCCCUAAAGGAAUGGGUAAAAAGGACGAUCCAAAGCUGAUGCAGGAAUGGUUUAAACUGGUCCAGGAGAAGAACGCAUUGGUGCGAUACGAAUCAGAGCUGAUGAUAUUUGCUCGUGAGCUGGAGCUGGAGGACAGACAGAGUCGUCUACAACAGGAACUGCGAGAACGCAUGGCAGUAGAUGACCAUCUGAAGACCGAGGAGGAACUGGCAGAGGAGAAGCACAUUUUGAAUGAGAUGUUGGAGGUAGUGGAGCAAAGAGAUUCUCUGGUGGCCCUGCUGGAAGAGCAGAGACUCCGAGAGAAAGAAGAGGAUAAAGAUCUCGAGGCAGUGAUGCUCUCAAAGGGAUUCAACCUCAACUGGGUUUAACAUUACAAAGCCAUUUCUUCCAUUGCCAACUGUUCCCAAUUUCCCUGCAGGGAGUUUAAUGAUCGCAGAAUGAAUCUGUCUGGCCUCCCCCUGGUUUUAUUGGGCAUGUCAACAGCGUUUACAAAUCCACUCACGAGCAUGUUUGAUGAUGUUUACGAUGUUCUCCCGGCACGACUAACGCCUGACCAGCGUUUCGUCUCUUGGCAGCCAAAGCAAAGCUUCAAAACAUCCUCUCCUUCGCAAUCAGAGAAUAGAUUUAAAUCUUUUUUAAAUGUUUUUUUUUGUCUUAAUAGGGAAAUAUCGAUCCUGCUGAUGUUGAGGAUGUCUGAGACUAAUGAUCCUAAUCGAAAUGAAAACAUUAGCCUUGAUGUUCAACGAAUAUCUGGUCAAUCAACGGUUAUGUUUUAAGCGUGACUCAUGCUUUUCUAUCUUGACUACUGACUGUUUUUUCCUCCAGUCGCACUCCCAUCCAAUUUCACACAACAAUCUCUAAUCAUCAAUGACUUUCACAGAUGGAAGUAUUUAUUAGUUGUGGAUCACAGAAUAAGCAUGUGAUGGACUUUGUAAUUUUCACAGACGCCUGCAGAAACCAACACAUAUCUUGUGUUUGUAGCAUUGACAUGUUUAAGAUGUUAUUUCCCAGUGUGUCUCUAGACACCUAAUAUUAGAGAUAAGCUGGGAAGAAAAACUAUACUACUAUACUCAAUAUUACACACUUUGUUAAAAGCUCAUUUCAGUCUCUAUACUUAGUGACGCAUAUAUUAAAAUAAAUCAGUUCCUUUUUAAAUCUGAUACAUGAGUAUCUGAUACUUUCACUAUAGGUUACAUAAAGAAGUGGAGUACCGUAUAUAUUAGUAUAUAAACUUCCUUGAUGCAAAUUACUCAUGAGAAAUAUAUACACACUACACAUUGGUAUACAAUCAAAUGCAUUAUGCAUUGUGUUGGUCGGUCAGGGUAUCAGGAAUAGUUAAGGCACCCACAGCUUUUGUAACUUAAUAUGAGAUAAUAUGGUUAUGGUGCCCAUUUCCACCGUUUAGGCUCUGCCACUUUGGUGCCCGGUGCUCUUUCAUUUCUUCCAGCUUUAGAGCAACAAUGCCUUUUUAACUUUUCAUGUGACAGCUUUUCACAUCCACAGUUCUGUGUUUAUUUAUAAUGGUUUGUUCAAUGACUUUUUAUCACAUGAAAACCUGCAACUGACAUCAGCACCGAUAAACACCGGGUGCUAUCAUGUUGUUUUUGCACGUGUUCGAGUUGGAACCGGAAACAUCAAUAUUGCAUAUGAACAUGUUUGCCUUUUUCUAAGUGUACAUUUCAUUUUAGUCAGCUGUAUAGAUGGGCACAGGAUUUUUCUUUUUUAUUACUGUUGUUCCUUGUAAGUACAGAUAACUGUGAAUGAAAAUAUACACAUGUUCAACGCUAGUUUAGACUGUAUAAUGUUUGACAGAUUUUAUGGUAUUUAUUAACAUGUGUGAAAAUGUAUUAUAUGUAAAGAAAAUGAAUCCUAAUUUUUAAAAAUAUGUUGUUGGCUCUUGAAAAUGCUUCAUGUUGCUAAUUUGCAUAUAGGGUGUUGGAUGUACGCUGAUGCAAUAAAACAAUGCAGUUGUUACAAAA
Misgurnus anguillicaudatus (oriental weatherfish) is the source of this 9558-nucleotide messenger RNA. NCBI's taxonomy places the organism in Eukaryota, Metazoa, Chordata, Actinopteri, Cypriniformes, Cobitidae. The record is from RefSeq and is a predicted model, not a curated record.